GGCCUCGAGCAUUCUGGAUAACAGGUCCCAUAGGUCUCUCUCUCUCUCACUCACAGCUGUGGGGCCAAACACCUGGAAGAUCCUAUUGGUCUGUGACAGGCGCUGGAAUAAGUAUGAGACGGAAUUUAUUGGCACUUCCUCGUGGUUUACUAAAUGCCGGGGCACAUGGGAGGAGUAAGUGUAGGGCAGGAGCAGCACGGACACAUAAUAAAUGCAGGAAAUAUAUGUCAACCAAUCACCUCUGUAGCUCCUCCCAGCUCCACCUCCAGCCAAUAGCUCUGUCUGUCUGCAGCUCAGUCUCUCUGCCUAUUGGCUCCCAGCUGUAUGAAUGAAGUGGAGGAACAUGCAAGGAUUGGCUCAGACACAGAAAUGUUAUUAUAUAAAAGGGGAGGGGUCAAGGGAUGCCAUAGUGAGGGACUGAGGACAAAUUCUGGACUUAAUUACUCAGGCAAAAUCCACCCAGAAGUCAAAUGUGCUAUAGACGUAGAUUGUGGUGUUUCUACACGGCCUGGGAACCUCCUCGCUGAUGGGAAUCUGUCAACUGCAACUGCCAGUAUUGAUCUACCCAGGAUCCUCCAUUCCUUGGGAACUGUAGCAACUGCUGUAACUUCCUUGGGAACUUCCAGAGUCCGUCCUCCCAGCAGGGCUGCACCCGUCGCCUUUUUACCUGGACAGUAAUGUUUUUAGAACGGCAGCACUAAUGUCACCGACUGAUGCCCCUGCCCGGAGCUGCACCCACAGAAAGGGGCGACUCUACUUCCCAGAAUCCUCUGUUCCUCCACCAACCGGCUUUUCAGGAGCAGCCUCCUCAUAUUGCCCUAGAGCUGGGCUGAACCACAAAAGCUAUGGGAGCCAAGCAGAGCAGAAUGGAAGCCCGUGACCCUGGGGACUAUGUUUCGCAGUUAGCGGAUGAGUUGGCAUUGCGCAUCCUCUGGUACCUUGAUGGCAAGGAGAUCCUGCAGGUGGCACAGACUUGCCGGCGCUGGAGACAGUUGGCUGAGGAUGAAGGUCUGUGGCAGGGAAAGUGCAAGGCUCGUGGCAUUGAGGAGCCGCUGUGUAUAACAAGGAGAAAGGCUAAAGCCUCUAGAUCUGGUCCAUGGAAAAGCUCUUACAUCCGUCAGCUCAGGAUCGAUACCAACUGGCGCCUGGGAAGAUUCCAAACAACCAGACUGGAUAUAAAUGAGGAGAAUCUUUGUAUGGAGCACUGGAAAUUCAAUGGGAAGGAACUGGUCAUUACAUCACAGUAUAAUAUGAUAAAGAUCUGGUCGGCAGUUACAGGCGAGUGUCUGAGGACCCUUGUGGGACACACACAUAAUAUCACAGCGAUGGCAAUGAGAGAUCACAUCAUUAUCAGUGGAUCUGCGGAUGGGACAAUAAAAGUGUGGAAUGGAGAGAGCGGGGAAAGUCUACACACCCUGUGCGGCCAUAUUGAUCCUGUCAGCUGUGUAUUUAUCCACGAGAGACGGGUAGAGAGCGGGUCACGUGACGGCUCCAUCAGAAUUUGGGAUAUGGAGACAGGAGAGUGCUUACACGUUCUCAUGGUGGAUGUGGAGUACAUUAAAUAUAUUCACUAUGAUGGUCAAAGGGUGGUGAGUGUUAAUGGCAGAUACAGCUGCACCCUAAAUAUCUGGGACCCCGACACUCCGAGCUGUUUGGUGACGUUCCCACUUCCCGGCACUGACAGAAUCCAUCACUCGGAGCUGAAAGGCUCGCGGCUACUACUAGUCACUGACAAUGGUGAAAUAAACGUGUGGGACACUGAAACAAGGGAGCCCAUCCGAAUAAUAGGGGACCUUUAUAAAUACAUCAUUACAGUAUCAGAGACCAUCAACUUACAUCUGUGGGGAGAGAAAGCCCUGUCUGCUGGUUUUAAUCAGAAAACGAUUCAGCGCGAUGCGGAAAAUGCGCGACUCCGCAGGAAUUUCGUGAUCAGCGACGCGGGGUUUGGGCCGGUGCCACUCGGGGGUUUCGAGCCCAACACCUUCUUUGAUGUGAAAGAAAAAAUUUAUUCCUUUCACUUUAAGAAAUCGCUCGAACCUCUGUCUUAUGUGAUGGUUUCCCCUACAAAAGUGAUCUGUGUGAUUGGGGGGAAAUAUGGGAAAGUGCAGGUGAGAGUGUUGGACUUCAGUGAUUGGGGGAAGAGGAAACGGUUCAAGUUAUAGUUAAACCUUCAUGGAAUUCCUGGAACAUUUCAGCAACGCAAGGCCCCUAGUGAAUUUGCCUUUCUUUGUUCCCAAUUAUCAGAUAAGGACAGGGGCACACGGGCAGAUUCGGGGAGAUUUAGCCUCUUCUUCGGGGUGACGAUCUUCAACUGCCUUCCGCCGGCUAAAAUGAAAAAUUGCCUGCGGCAAUGCACUCGCGGUGCUUCAAUUUCCGAAGUUUCCUCAGGAGGCGACUUCGGAAAACAGCUUCCCCCCGUCUUACAGGCGGAAGCUGUUCGGGGAGAUUAGUCGCCCCAAAGAAGAGGCGAUUAGUUGCUGGGCGACUUAAUCUCACCGAAUCUCCAGGUGUGAAUUUACCCUAAGUAAUUUAGGGGGUUAUUUAUUAAAGUCCGAAAGGUAAAAACUCUAAAUUUUCGUUUUUUUUUUUACUGUAAAAUCCAAUUUUUUAUGGAAAAAAACCAUUGAUUUAUUCGAGAUGUAUUAUACCCCGAGGAUACAAAAAUUCUGAAUGUGAAAAUCCUCCAUGUUGAACCUGUCGAGGUCCUGUAGGAGUAGCAGACGUCCCAUUUGCAAUUAGAAGAUAUUAUGGUCUGCGCUGGGUUUUCAUUCGAUAAUCCGAACAUUGUGGUUUUUUCCACCGAUUUCAUGAAAAAUCCAGACUUUUCGGGCGUCAAAUCUGAUUUUAUCAUACAACAAUCCAAAAAAGUUGCAGUUUUCAUGCGACAAUCUGAAAAAGUUGUGGUUUUUCCAGAUCCAGUUUUUUCGUGUUUCUUUAAUUGAUAAAUAAGGUUAAAACGCAGAUUCUAGUUUGGUCUGACUUUUUUUUAUUUAAUACAUCAGAAAAAUUCAGAUUUUGAUGAAUAAGCGCCUUAGUGACUCGUUAUAAACAGUGCCUUAUUUGUAAGAGAUCUGUACACUCACACAUUUAUACAUUAGAGAUGCACCGAAUCCACUAUUUGCAAUUCGGCUGAAUCCCCGAAUCCUAAACCAAAUCCGAAUCCUAAUUUGCAUAUGGAAAUUAGCGUCAGGAAAGGAGAAAGUGAAAAAAAUCUUCUUUUAUGAAGAAAAGUCAUGAUUUCCCUACCAGCCCCUAAUUUACAUAUGCAAAUUUGGUUCGGCCAGGCACAAGGAUUUGGCCGAAUCUGAAUUCUGCUGAAAAAGGCCGAAUCCCGAAACGGAACCUGGAUUCGGUGCAUCCCUAAAAUAUAUGUAACUAUACAGUCAUUAACUCACUGGGGAUGGUUAUUGCCCAUAGUAUAUGUCAGUCCAUAUGUACUCAAUACAAAGAGGUGGGGCAUUCUGUAGCUCCGCCCUGUUUCUAAGGCAUUUGCCUGGCAAUGAGUUUUAACUGUUGCACCUCUCAUUGCAGUUCAGCGACGCAGCCUGAUUGUCUCAUAUAGAAAAGGUGACAGGAGUCGGCAGUUGUGCCACAAACGUGUCGCUCUUUAUAUCUGUGGCACAACAGCAGGAUCAGUAUUUAGAUAUAAACUGAUAUAAUAUAUACACAGGCUUUGCAUUGCCUUUAAUAUUCUGAUUAUUUGAUUAAUAAGCAGAUAGUGAUACACUGACACUGAGGCUUCAGCUGUGAAACAUUACUGAACUUAAAUAUAAACAAUAAUGGGGAUUGAGAUAACGUUGCAGGAAUAAAAUGAAUGUGAGUGAAUACAGCCUCUGAUUAUUAUUAUUAAUAUUAUUAUUAUUAUCAGCCGAUGGAGUGAAAGUGUCAGCUGGGAGAGGCUGGUUUAAUAGAAUCUGUUUUGGAUGAUUAUUUUGCACUAAUAAACACUUGCAGUGAGA
Molecule: messenger RNA, 3959 nt
Organism: Xenopus laevis (African clawed frog)
Lineage: Eukaryota; Metazoa; Chordata; Amphibia; Anura; Pipidae
Product: F-box/WD repeat-containing protein 7-like
Exons: 1
Coding region: 846-2162 (438 amino acids)
Source: RefSeq, a predicted model, not a curated record